AAGUGCUGAUCGAGAUGAAGAACCUCUCCCUUCCCAACUUCCAGCCAGCAGGAAGUGGUUUAGUUAUGAGUCCAUCGGUGAGCGCACAGAAUCACAUCGCCCAUUUCACUGCCUUUACAGAUUUCCAGAAUUCCUCCAACCUGCUCUUUGAAACUUCCCUCGGACAUGCCUUCCACACACCAGCCAUGAAGUGGAAUAAGACAGGUUACCUGGUGAUUCCUACUAGUGGUGUCUACUUCCUGUAUGCCCAGGUAACCUUCAACUGUGUACAGGAUUGCAUCAGCCAUCCUCAUCAGGUUUAUGUCUCCAUUUCCAAGAAAACCAAACAUUACCCUGCCCCAGAGAAGCUGCUGAAGAGUUACGCCAGGCCCCAGGCCAAAGCUGAAGAAUUCUUGAAGAUCUCCACCCUUCAGGCUGGUGCUUUCAAACUUGACGCCGAUGAUCACAUUAACGUUGAAGUUCCCAAAAAUCUAAUUAAGUACGUUUCCAUCAACGAAUGUGAAACCUAUUUUGGGGCAUUCCUGCUUCAGCAGCCUUCCUUGUGAUAAGCCAGCUCUAACUUAUCAUAGGAUUGUUACAGCAUAGAAAGAGAUCACUCAACCAAUUAAGACAAUGCUAGACUGAUGCAGUAAUCCCAUCAGUUCCAUUUCCAUCCCCCUCCCCCCCAGUACAGUCUACUUCCCUUCAAAAUCCCCAAAUGGUUCUGCUUUCACAGUCAUUUCCGACAAUGACUUCCCAAUCUUGUCUACUCCUGGUACAAAAGCCACCUUGUCUCUUUGCCAAAGCCAUCAAAUCAUUGUCCCAGGUCCUUGGCCAAUCUGCUGAUGUAAGCUUCUUGCUACCAUCUACCCUCGACCGCAUUGCUGUCAGAUCUCUCCAUCUCUGAUGCAGAGUGAAAAAAAAACAAGCUUCUCCUAUCCAGUAGUGGAGUUAAAUUGCACAUCACUGAACCCUCUCCAGCAUUUUUCCACCCUUCCUCGAGUUUCUGGGGUUUAUGAAUGUGUUGGUAACAUCUACCACAUUCCCACCAUGAUCCCUCUCCACCUCUCCAUAACCCCCCAAAAGCAUUCCAACAGAUUAGUCAGAUCAAUUUGUUUUUAACAAAUCCCGUGGCCUCUUCUUUAACAACUCAAAUUGUUCCAAGUGUUUAAAUAUUGCUUCCAGAAGUUUUCCCACACUGGGUUGAACUGUAAUUGCUGCCAAGUCCUUUCUUCCCCUUUUGAAUGAGACCGUUCAAUCCACCAAAUGUCGAGCCCCUCCUGUGGUCAGGGAGGUGGUGUUGGAUGAGAUGUAGUCACCCUGGGGAAGGGAUCUAACUCAAUAUGACUUCUAAACGUAUUCUGUCUGGUUCAACAGACUUUCAGCCAAUGUUUAGCACAACAUUAUGCUACACUAGCACGUUUGAUAUUUUUGAGUUACACUCUAAUGAGUGAUUUAUUGUUUCAUUUUGUCAAAUGUAAUGUUUAAUUGUGUCUCUACUGGUCAGUUCUCAAACAAUAAA
This is a messenger RNA of Mobula hypostoma (lesser devil ray), 1501 nucleotides long. Its product is annotated as tumor necrosis factor ligand superfamily member 15-like. The record is from RefSeq and is a predicted model, not a curated record. NCBI's taxonomy places the organism in Eukaryota, Metazoa, Chordata, Chondrichthyes, Myliobatiformes, Myliobatidae. Gene Ontology annotation, cellular component: membrane. The transcript has 3 exons. Bases 15 to 545 code for a protein of 176 amino acids. Gene Ontology annotation, biological process: immune response. Gene Ontology annotation, molecular function: tumor necrosis factor receptor binding.